Messenger RNA from Cynara cardunculus var. scolymus (artichoke), 955 nucleotides. Its product is annotated as tyrosine-specific transport protein-like. Gene Ontology annotation, biological process: amino acid transmembrane transport. Bases 101 to 910 code for a protein of 269 amino acids. The transcript is spliced from 9 exons. The record is from RefSeq and is a predicted model, not a curated record. Lineage: Eukaryota; Viridiplantae; Streptophyta; Magnoliopsida; Asterales; Asteraceae.
AAAGUGGGUCGUUGUCUGCUUGGUGGUGGUUAGCCUCCCUCCAUUAUGUGGAGUUGAUAGAGCAGGGAAGAAUGGCCAGUAAUCACAAGUCCUAAAAGCCAUGGCCACUUUUUCUUCUCCUUCUUCCUUCCCGCCAUUAUUUUGCUGUGAUCAUCAUAAGCCGUUAGGGUUUCCGAUUUCGUAUCAUUUUCGUCACAUUCAACGUCGUAGUCAUCAUCAUUGCAGCAAGACAUCAAUUCAGUUAUCCCCAACUACACCACUAGGUGUAACCAGAUUCAGAUGCUUCUCGUCUCAAGGACAGCAGCAGCCUUCUGAAGAAAAGCCGAGAUUGGAAGAAGACUCUGAAGAUUUUGAAUUCGAGAGGCUUUUCUCUAACCUUAAUCGAGCUACUCUCAAACGGGAACCUGGAAGCGUCACUAGUUCCGUUCUUCUGGUUGCUGGCACCACUGUAGGAGCAGGAAUUCUUGCUAUUCCUGCAGUGACUCAGGAAGCUGGAUUUUUGGCGGCUGCGAUCACUUGCAUUCUUUGUUGGAUUUAUAUGGUUGUGACUGGGUUGCUAGUAGCUGAAGUAAAUGUAAAGACAAUGUGCGAACUGGGUUCUGGUGGUGUAUCAUUGGUAUCAAUGGCUACGAGAACACUUGGGACUAUUGGAGUUCAGAUUACUUGCUGGUCAUAUAUAUUUAUACAUUAUGCCCUCCUUGUUGCCUACGUGGCUCGUUCAUCGGACAUCUUGACUAAUAUCUUUGGCAUUCCAAUAUGGGAAUGUGCAUCCCUGUUUUCUUUUAUCUUCGGCAGCAUUUGCUACUUUGGAAGUCAGCGGCUUAUUGGUGCAGUCAAUGGAGUUCUAGUAUCUGCCAUCAUAAUUUCUUUUGCAGCUCUAGUGCUUCUUGGCUACUUAUUUGGCAACUGAUGUAAGUUUUAAGCAAAAAAAUAUCUACAAAGACUCUGCAGAAGG